Messenger RNA from Trichoplusia ni (cabbage looper), 2163 nucleotides. RefSeq names its product mitochondrial 2-oxodicarboxylate carrier. The transcript is spliced from 4 exons. NCBI's taxonomy places the organism in Eukaryota, Metazoa, Arthropoda, Insecta, Lepidoptera, Noctuidae. Gene Ontology annotation, biological process: mitochondrial ATP transmembrane transport; mitochondrial ADP transmembrane transport. Gene Ontology annotation, cellular component: mitochondrial inner membrane. The coding region runs from base 187 to 1101 and encodes 304 amino acids. The record is from RefSeq and is a predicted model, not a curated record. Gene Ontology annotation, molecular function: ATP:ADP antiporter activity.
UCAUGUCAUUCCGCAAACAUCACUCGCCUCUACAAUAUUUUGGUUCAGUUUUUUUUUUGUAAAUAUUUAAAAACCAGACCUGUUAGGGUCACUUAAGCUUAUAAUGAUAUGACCUGCUACAAGUAUAGUUAGAAGUUUAAAAAAAUAUUAAACAUUGAAGAACUGCGGUUUUUGUGACCUUUUAAAAUGGGUGAUGUUCGGAAAGCCUUAAAAGAGGGUGCUAUGCACGUCGGUGCUGGUGGUAGUGCUGGUUUUGUGGAGGUCUGUAUCAUGCAUCCCUUGGACCUGGUGAAGACGAGGCUCCAGCUGCAGCAGACGAGGGUCGCAGCUGCUUCUCACUCUGACCCGCACUACUACACGGGUUUAAUAGACUGUAUGAAGAAAAUGUACAGGCAUGAAGGUGUGACAUCUUUCUGGAAAGGCAUAGUGCCCCCUAUUUUGGCGGAAACUCCUAAGCGCGCCGUAAAAUUUGCAACUUUCGAACAAUAUAAAAAGUUGUUCACUUUUGGCGAAGCUGCAACACCUUUAACAUUCUCACUAGCUGGUCUAGCGGCUGGAUUAACAGAAGGUCUUCUCAUUAAUCCGUUUGAAGUUGUCAAAGUGACUUUGCAAUCAAACAAGGAACUUGCUAAACAAAUGCCCACAACAUGGGCAGUGACCAGACAGAUUGUCAGAGAUAAUGGAAUGGGCUCAAAGGGACUCUUUAAAGGACUUACAGCGACCUUUGGAAGGAACGGUGUCUUUAAUAUGGUGUACUUUGGAUUCUAUCACAGUGUUAAGAAUAUUGUACCUGAGUCUAAGGACCCGAUCUUGGAGUUCUCCCGUAAGUUUGCGAUUGGUUUUGCAUCGGGGAUACUCGGGUCUCUAGCGAACAUACCGUUCGACGUAGCGAAGAGUCGCAUCCAAGGCCCGCAGCCGACGCCAGGCAUCGUCAAGUAUAGUUCCACAUCUGGGACUAUACUGCUAGUUUAUAAGGAAGAAGGAUUUGCGGCUCUAUACAAGGGAUUGCUGCCUAAAGUGCUUCGUCUGGGCCCCGGAGGUGCCAUCAUGUUGGUGUUAUAUGACUACGUCUACAACUUGCUAAAAGUAACCUUUGACUAAAAAAGCAAUAGGUAGUCAAUACAAAUUUAAAAAACACAAAUAAUGCAAUAAGAAUACAAUAUUCUCAACAUCUGUUGGAAUAAUAUUUAGUGUAUCAAACUACGAAAGAAAUAUGUAAAGGAUUUAGGUUGUGUGUAAAAAGCAAAGUCAAAUGCAAUUACUCCGAUUUUGCUAUAUUAUUAUGAUAAUAACUAUGGGUCGGGGCCACAUCUUAAAUAAGAUUGGAGUGGAUGUGGAAGAGAUGCCACUUUACGCAGUAUAGUGAGUCAUUUCGCUUUCACAACAUCAACAGUCUUGCUUCAUAGGUGAUUGUAACACCACUUGUAAAAUGCAAUUAAAAAAUAUAAGCUCAAACAUAAGUAGUUAAGCCGAUCCGAUCGUUAUUUGAAAUCUGAGUUUUUUUGCCUGUAGCUAACUUUAAGUAUAAUGUCGUUAAUUUCUAUAGAUCAAUGGAUUGAAUGGAGUCUAAUAAUAGUAGCGCACGUAGACUUGCCAAUACACAUUUAUUCGGUUAUGGGUUUGGUACAUAUUUUUUAAUUAAGUUGUAAGUGCAAUAUUUAACAGUACCACUGACCACUACACAGGCUCUAGAGACCUAUUUUAAUCUACAAAGCUAGUAUUUUUGUACAAAUCGUAAUUAUACGUACAUUAUUGUUGUGACUAAACAUUUACAGUAGAUAGAAUAUAUUUUUAUACUGUUAGCUUUGCAAUAAGUACUUUUUACCAAAAUAAUAUUGUGAUAACAGUGCCUUUAAAAAGCAUUUCUGACCAAAGUUGCAUUAAUUCUUAAGUAAAAUACCCACAUUUGUAUUUACAAUGUUAAAAUCAUGUCUCAAAUCUCAAACGAAUUAGACAUAAGAUAGAUUUUAUAUGUUCUUAUUAAUUAUAUUUUGUUAAGAAUUUUAAUCUUUGCACAUGUUAAAGCAUUUACAUUGAAAAUCAAGGAAAAGUUUAUAAAGAAUUUAUGUAGUUAAUUACGUAAAUUGUAGGUGAAGAUAAUGAUUAUUUUUCUGUUAAAUUUUAAUUUUAUGACUGAAGAAUAAAAUAUCGAAUGUUGAUAAA